This is a messenger RNA of Carassius auratus (goldfish), 3776 nucleotides long. Its product is annotated as poly [ADP-ribose] polymerase 10-like. Gene Ontology annotation, molecular function: RNA binding; NAD+ poly-ADP-ribosyltransferase activity; transcription corepressor activity. The record is from RefSeq and is a predicted model, not a curated record. Bases 203 to 3727 code for a protein of 1174 amino acids. Gene Ontology annotation, biological process: negative regulation of gene expression; protein poly-ADP-ribosylation. The transcript has 12 exons. Lineage: Eukaryota; Metazoa; Chordata; Actinopteri; Cypriniformes; Cyprinidae. Gene Ontology annotation, cellular component: nucleus; cytoplasm.
CGUCAAACACUGGUGGGCGGGGCUUGUAAUUUCACGCAGUUACUGGUUUAAGGUGCACUUUUAUUUCCCUGUGUGGAGAAAAACUUCUGAAAUCCCGGAGACAUCAUUAAGCAUGUAUUAAUCGGAAACCAAGAGUGGUUGACCUAGUCAAAGCAGGAAGGAUUGUGUCUCAGCAGUUGACAGUCAAUGUUCAUGUUUGAGGAUGGCUGAGAGCAACCUGGAGGAGUGCAGUUUGGAGAUUCUGGAUAUUCCUGAUGAUUUGGACGAUGACCUUCUAUCUCUCUACUUUGAAAACAAGCGACGCUCUGGAGGAGGGAACGUGGUCUCUUUUGAGAAGAAUGGAAACCAUGCUUUGGUGGUUUUUGAAGAUGCAGAGACUGCUGCCAGAGUUGUCUCCAAGUCCCAUGUCCUCCAGAAUACCAAACUGACAGUGCGGAGGAAACCACCAAAGGACCCUGGAAAACUGCUGCUGAAAGGGAUCAAUCCACACACUUCACUGGACCAUGUGGAGCUUUAUGUGGAAAAUGUGACUGGGAUGGAUUGUGAAACAGACUUCAUCCUAUAUCAGUCUCCGAACAAGGAUCUGGUUUUAGUACACUUAAAAAAACCUUUAGACAAAGACUUUCAGAUGCUUAAAGACGAAGUUUCCAAGAAGAAUCUAAAUGGAGGAAAGGUCACUCUGGAGCAGGUCGAAUCGACCGACUCCAUUCUGGUGGCCAGUCUGUCUCCAGCGCUCACAGAGGACAUGCUGGAGCUCUACUUCGGGAGCAGUCGUGCUGGCGGCGCUGAUGUCAUAGCAGUUAGCAUGCUAGCCGACGGACAUGCUAAGGUUUCUUUUAAAGAUGUGAAAUCUGUGGAGUGUGUUCUCCAGAAAUCCCAUCAUUUGGAAGGGACAGAUUUAGUAGUGGAGCCUUACUUUGAUUUCCUGCACGCUCUUGAGGAUCAGUCGUCUGUGAGUGCUCAAGAUGAACAGGGAACACUGACAGAUAGGAACCAACCCCAAAGUCCGACUGUUUCUGUUCCAGUGUUGAGCGUCAGCUUAGGACACAAAGCUGCUCUGGCAGACAAUGCCACAAAUUUAGCGACUUCUGCAUCUGCUCCUGAGCCAUCUGUCCAGAAGGAGUGCGUUAGCUUGGUAUCUGUGCACGACCCCACUAAACAUCACCUGCUCAGUUUGAGCAGUUUGCUCGAGAACCUCAAAAAGGAUCACCCCAAGUUUGACGUCACUCUAGGAAAAGAUGGCGUCCAAAUCAAAGGGCCUGAUCUGAUUGAGGCUGAAAGACUUAAAACUGAGGUUCUGAAGUUCCUGACCGGUGUCGUGGAGGACCAUCAGAUGUAUGACAAGCUCAAAGCUGAGUUUCUCGGACGGGAGGAUGUUAAAAAGAGGCUGAGUUUGUCUUUGAAAAGCGUACCUUCAACCUACAGCGUCUCGGACUGUAGGGUCUCUGUAACAUCUCCGUCCCGCAGCGCCGUCAAACAGGCCAGAGAUUUAAUAGAGUCCCAGAUCUCAGAGUUCACUGUGCCCAUAGACAAAGAGUACGAGAACGUGCUCUCUUCAACAGACUGGUCUGACUUCCUGGUGUCUCUGGACUUCUGCAGUGCCAAACUGUCCGACGCGGGCGGAGUGAUUACUGCCGUCACCCUGACAGGGAUGGAGAAGGACAAUCACGAGAAGAUGGUAGCGUUUCUCAGCACACCACGCCAGAAGGAGAUCGUCCUGUCUAUGGAGCCAGGAAUGCUCAAGUUCCUCCAGCUCCAUCAUCAAGGUCUAAUGGCGGACAUGGGAGAGGUCAUCCUGUUCCCACUGGACACUGGAGAUGGAUUGAGUAUUCAGGGAGAGAGGAGUGUAUGCCAAUCAGCGGCAGAAUUAUUAAGUGCUAUUAUCGGAUCAGUCUUUACAAAGACCAUCGUGGUGACCCAGCCUGGCAUUUCCCGCUUCCUGCUGGAGGAGGAGGGUGUCAGCAUACUGGCAGAGAUGACUGCAAAGUUUGAAGUCUUUAUCGACAUGGCCAAAGUGCACUGGGAGCCGCUGGAAGAUGGUGACAUCCUGGAGCUUGCAUGGAAAAUGACAGCCUGCCAAAACUUCCAGAGAAGUUCCUCUGCUAAUACCAUUGAGGAAUUCACUUCUGGAGUCCCGAACGCACGUAACUCAACCGAUGCAGGUACUUCAGCUCGUAUUGAAGAAGCUAAGAAGAUCUUAGCAGUCAUUGCCAGCGAUUUGAACCCUCAACCUUCAAGUUUCGGAGCCACAGACAUUGAAUCUGCAGAUUUGUAUUCAGAUACUCAAGAUACCUCUGCAGCGGCAGAAGAAGAGGACGACCAACCCCAGUCACUGCAGACCCAUGACCUCCAGAGCUCCUCUGCACCCAUGAACACCUGCAGUCUCGACGAGGACGCAAGCUUCCUGCUGGCCAUUCAGAUGUCAAUGGAGCUCAACCAAAGAUCAGACGCAGAGGACUUCCAGAAAGCUCUAGAACUGUCCAGGAGCGACUCCAUGCCAAACCAGGAGAACACGCAGCUGGAGAGAGCGUAUGAAGUGUCCUUGCAAGACGCCAUCAAGUCAGCCAACAAAGCUGAGAUCUGUGUGUUUGCUAACUACAACCAUGAUCUCGUCAGAGUGGACAUCGCAUUGAGCAAGAAGGUUGGACUGAGACAGUGUGAGGAGAAAGUCGAGCACAAGAGCCUGCGGAAACUCUCCUCCCAUCAGAAGAGAUGCAUAGAGCUCAUUAAGAGGAAGCAUGCGGUCGAGGUCAGCAUCCAGGGCACCACCGCCGUCCUCUCCGGCUUCAAAGAGUACGUCUCAGAGGCCGUGAAGGAGCUGAAGAACGUCCUGAGGAGGACAGAGAACAUGAUGACGGAUGCUGAAAUCAUGAAGACCGUACAGUGGGUGUGGUUUGAGCAGGGCUCCUCCUCCAAGGCCAUCCCGUACCCGCCGGAUGCCACGGUGUUUAUUGAGAACGCUUGGAAGAUGAAGCAGAAGAAGACUGAUAUUCUCUUCAACAAUCAGCCGUGCAGCAUUGACUUCGAGAAGAUGGAGGAGCACAGUUUGGCAUCCGGGAAAUCUGUGCCUAUUAAACGGAAGAUGCUGAGCACAGAGGACUUGUACACGGAGGGUGCAGAUGAAGAGUACGGUCUGCUGUCCAGCUUGCCUGAAGUGUGUCCCGUGGAUGUAGACUCUGAUGAAUUCCAGAAUGUGGUCAAAGAUUUCUAUGACACCCUUCAGGACAGCCACAACAAAAUCAAAAUCAUUAAGGUUGAUAAGCUGAUGAAUAAGCUCCUGCAUGACCAGUACAGGCUGAAGAAGGCCAGUAUUGAGCGCAGCUCCUCAGAGGCACAGGUGGAGCGCACCCUUUACCACGGCACCAGUGAGACCAGCGUCAAGGAGAUCUGCAUCCACGGCUUCAACAGGAGCUUCUGUGGGAAAAACGCCACUGUGUACGGUCAGGGCGUGUAUUUUGCGGUGAACGCCUCACUGUCAGUGUCAGACACGUACUCUCCACCCAAUGCAGACGGGCACAAGUUUAUAUUCGUGGCCAGAGUGCUGACCGGAGACUUCACUGUGGGCAAAUCUGACUAUAAAACAGCCCCGCUGAAGGAGAGCUCAGGUGUUCCUGUCAGAUACCACAGCGUGACGGAUCAGAUCAGCUCCCCGACGCUCUUCGUCAUCUUCAACGACACACAGGCUUACCCAGAGUACCUCAUCACAUGCAAGAAGAUCUACAGCUGAACAUCCCUUCACAUUCACAAUGUCUUAUCAUUAAACCACUCUCAACAGC